AUGGCCAUAAUUUUAGAUAACGGUUGUUACACUUGCAAAGUUGGCUUUUCCAAUGAAACUAGACCUCGGCUUAUGCUAAACAGCAUAAUCAAAGCGAAGAGUGAAAGGAGAACUAGCUUUAUUAGUAACCAAAUAAAUGAUUGCAAGGAUCUGUCAGGAAUAUUCUAUUUAUUACCUUUACAGAAAGGAUUUCUUAUUGACUGGGACCUUGAAAGACAAAUCUGGGAUUAUAUUUUUUCGAAAGAAAACUUAAACUUAAAUGUAGAAUUUCAAGAACAUAACAUUGUGAUCACCGAACCGCACUUCAAUUUCACACCUGUUCGGAAAUCGAUGGCUGAAGUAGUAUUUGAAGAGUUUCAAUUUAAGGGAUUUUACACCACAGCUGCUUCAACUUUAAGCUCUCGAUCAUAUCUACGGGAAAGAAAUCGCCACUAUUGUGUUGUGAUAGACAGUGGUUUUUCCUUUACGCAUGUUGUUCCGUAUUGUCAUGACAGAAAGCUUGCUAGGGCAGUAAGGAGGAUUGAUGUUGGUGGUAAACUCAUAACAAAUCAUAUGAAGGAUCUUAUUUCGUAUAGACAAUUGAAUGUCAUGGAUGAGACAUACGUCGUAAAUCAGUUAAAAGAAGGAGCAUGCUUCGUUUCAAAAGAUUUUUUUGCUGACAUGGAAUUGGCUAAAAAUAGUGACAGGAAAGUUUCGUGUAAGUACGUUUUACCUGACUUCCAAAACAUCAAGCAGGGAUACAUACAGGAUGAUAAGGUAGAAUCAUCAUUGUUUUCAUUUGAUACAUAUUACAUUGUGAAACUUAAGAAUGAAAGAUUUACCGUUCCCGAAGUUCUAUUCAAUCCAUCUUACAUAGGUAGAAUUAAUCAAAUUGGAAUAUCUGAGGCCAUUGUUAAUGCUCUAGAUGCAACGCCAAGAGAAAUACAACCAUUGUUGUAUAAAAAUAUUAUUCUUACUGGUGGAAAUGCAAAAUUGCCUGGCUUUAAAGAGAGAAUAUUCAACGAUGUUCGCUCUAUUACUAAUGCAGAUUUCGACGUUCAAAUUUUUUCACCUGAAGAUCCUGUAACAUACGCCUGGGAGUGUGGAGCUAAGGAAGUCCGUGAUGGUGCUCUUGAUAACCUAUUUGUAUCUCGAAAAGAAUAUGAAGAAUUUGGCUAUAAUAUCUGUAGAAAUCGAUUUUUUUAG
Molecule: messenger RNA, 1185 nt
Organism: Trichoplax adhaerens
Lineage: Eukaryota; Metazoa; Placozoa; Uniplacotomia; Trichoplacea; Trichoplacidae
Exons: 15
Coding region: 1-1185 (394 amino acids)
Cellular component (GO): Swr1 complex
Molecular function (GO): nucleosome binding
Source: RefSeq, a predicted model, not a curated record